Messenger RNA from Paramormyrops kingsleyae, 4737 nucleotides. Its product is annotated as ral guanine nucleotide dissociation stimulator-like 1. Gene Ontology annotation, molecular function: guanyl-nucleotide exchange factor activity. Gene Ontology annotation, cellular component: plasma membrane. Gene Ontology annotation, biological process: Ras protein signal transduction. The record is from RefSeq and is a predicted model, not a curated record. NCBI's taxonomy places the organism in Eukaryota, Metazoa, Chordata, Actinopteri, Osteoglossiformes, Mormyridae.
GAGAGAGAGAGAGAGGGAGGAGUGAGUUAAGCAGGGAAGGGGAGUAAUCUCAGAGAAGUGUCCAGAAACUGACUUGUGGUGCCAAGGGACUCCAGGGUGAACAGGCAGCAGAACCGGGAGCCACAGAGGGAUCGGGCCUGAGCUGGCAGGACUGACACGUCAGCUAGUUCACCGCUAAGAGCAGCGGGAGCAGGGAGGCAGAGCAGGCGGCCAGACCAAGCGACGGAGACCAGCUGAAGUAUGGCCCCUAGGGCCGGUCACCUAGGAUGGGGCGCACCAUGACACCCCCGGCUAGCCGUGCCAUGGUGUCGCUGCUGCCCUGGGCCCCGGCUCCACACGGCCUGGAGCUGGACAUCGCUCUGCUUGGGGAGGAAGGCGGCGUGGCCCUGCAACGGUACCAACCUCGCUCGCCAGACAGCGGCCCCCGGAACUGGAGCUCCGUGCAGGACUGGGGUGAGGAGGUGGAGGAGGGGGCCAUUUACAGCGUGACUUUGAAGAGGGUCCAGAUCCAGCAGGCGGCCAACAAGGGAGCGAGGUGGCUGGGGGCGGAGGGGGACAGGUUGCCCCCUGGUCAUACGGUCAGCCAGCUGGAGACGUGUAAGAUCCGCAGCAUCCGGGCUGGAACCCUGGAGCGGCUGGUGGAGACGCUGCUCACGGCAUUCGGCGACAACGACCUCACCUACACCAGCAUCUUCCUGUCUACCUACCGCGCCUUUGCCACCACGGGGGACGUGCUACGACUGCUGGUCCAGAAGUUUGAGAGCAUGGAAGACGAUGAUGGUGAUAAUGACUGCAGGGAGGUAGUACGGAACGCCUUGGCCUCCACCCUGCGCGCCUGGCUGGAUCAGUGUCCGGAGGACUUCCAAGAGCCACCGGCUCACCCUAGCCUGCGACAACUGCUUGCCUUCCUGCAGAGGGCGCUACCGGGGUCUGAACCAUUGCGCCGGGCCCAGGGUCUGCUGGAACAGCUGGAGGCUGAAAGGGACCAGGAACCUGACUGUGAAAGUGGUUUCCUUGGAAACAGCCCAGAGGUGGAUGAGACGGUGGAGAUGGAGGACUUCCUGACGUUCGGUGCUCACCUGGUGGCUGAGCAGCUGACUUACAUGGACGCGGAACUGUUCAAGAAGGUGGUUCCUCACCACUGCCUGGGCUCCGUCUGGUCCAGGCGUGAUAAGCAGCAGGGCAAGCACAGGGUGGCCUCCAUCCGUGCCACCAUCACACAGUUCAAUGCCGUGGCCUCCUGCGUGGUCAGCACUGUGCUGUGCCAGCGGCAGCUCCGCCCCCAGCAGCGGGCACGCAUCGUCCAGCGCUGGAUUGACAUAGCCCAGGAGUGCCGCAUCCGCAAGAAUUUCUCCUCUCUGCAUGCCAUUGUCUCCGCCCUGCAGUGCAAUCCCCUGUACCGCCUGAAGAGGGUGUGGUCCUGUGUGCCCAAAGACAGCACGCAGAUCUUUGAGGAGCUGUCCGACAUCUUCUCAGACCACGACAACUACCUGACCAGCCGAGAGCUCUUAAUGCGGGAAGGCACCUCCAAGUUUGCCAGCCUGGACAGCUGUGUGAAGGAGCAUCAGAAACGUAGCCAGAAGCGACUGCAGCUGCAAAAGGACACAGGUGCCACACAAGGAACAAUCCCAUACCUCGGCACAUUCCUCACAGACCUGACCAUGCUGGACACUGCCCUUCCAGACCUGCUGGAGGGAGGCCUGAUAAACUUCGACAAGAGACGCAGGGAGUUCGAAGUCAUUGCACAGAUCAAGCUGCUCCAGUCAUCCUGCAACACCUACUGCCUGACCCCAGACUACGGCUUCUUGCGCUGGUUCCGUAAUCAGCCCCGGUACACGGAGGAGGAGAGCUACACACUGUCCUGUGAGAUCGAGGGACUCGGGGACAGCAGUCCGACAUCACCCAAACCCCGACAGAGCAUGGCGAAGAGGCUAAGUCUACUAUUCCUGGGCCCGGAGGCCAUGGGUGUGACCUCCCUGGGGAGAGACUGCCCUCGUGUCACUCCUGCUGGUAGCUCCGGGGAGAGCAUGGACUCUGUCAGCAUGUCGUCCAGCGACUCCAGCCCGUCUGACAGCGACGGGGUAUCGGUGACUCACACUUCCAGCCUGGCUUAUGAGACGUCUUCUUCCUGUUCUUCUCUCCACUGGGUGGAGCAGUCUUCAUCAGCAGCCACUGUUCCCAGCACACCUUGCUCUUCCUCACUGACCUGUCACUGCACCUUCACCAGCAUGGCAAACUUGCCCCCCCUGUACAACACACAAGCUCAGGAUGCCUGUAUCAUCCGGGUCAGCGUGGAACACAGCAAUGGAAACCUCUACAAGAGUAUCCUGUUGACUAGUCAGGACAAGACGCCUGCUGUCAUCUGCCGAGCCAUGACCAAGCACCACCUGGAGGGGGCAGCACCUGAAAGCUAUGAGUUGGUGCAAGUCAUCUCUGAGGAAAAAGAGCUGGUGAUACCGGACAACGGCAACGUCUUCUACGCCAUGAACACCUCCGCCAAUUUCGACUUCCUGCUCCGCCUGCGCGGAGCUGCCUGCAAGCCGGCCCGUCCGCACAGACGCUGCGGCGCUGCCUUGGCACAGGCGGAACUGCCCAGCAGCCUUCCGCAGAGGCAGAGCAAGGUCUCGUUGUGACCUCUGACCUCGAGAGUCAGGAAGGGGCCCAGGUGGCGGCGCACUCAAGGCUGAAGUAGGCAGAGAUGCCCGGGGACUGUCUGCGCAGACGUGUGCCAGCAAUGGGCCUGACUGCCUGGUUUUGCAGGGUGGUACAGCUAGAGGGGUUUUUUUUUUUCAGGGAAACAAAACAGGAAAGUUACUUCACUCUCAGUAUUUUCAUUCCUGCUGACGGCCAGUAUAUGGAGACAGUGAGGAUAACCCUCACGGUGUCAUCAAACUGUCACUGAAGACAGAGAAGACAGCACCCAUCGUUGUGAGGCGUGUGAUGAACCUUGCAUGUUUCGGUUCUGAUUGGCCCUGACCGUAUGCUCUCUCUGUUCUGAUUGGUAGGUUUUCCUUCACCAACCUAACAAAGUGAAAACUUGACUGACCGAAAACACAGCCCUGUUCUACUGAGUGUUAUUCAUCAGUAGUUGGGCCGACACAGAUAUGAAUCCAGGAAUGGAGUUUUCAAUUAAUACAGUGCAACAGAUCUUGCAGUGCAUUUCUGUACCUUUUGCAUGUACCGUUUUUCAACAAUAAGAUGGUAGAAAAAAAGAAUUCGGAAAAGGUAUAUGAAAGAACCGACCUGAGAGUGGGUUGUGUCUUUAAUUAGUGGUUGAAGGUGAAAAGGAAUUCCAAGCUCAUUGUAAAACAGCAGACUAGGAAAUACACGGCCACACCUUAUCAAUGGAAAAGACUACCCACCUUUUCCUACUGAACCUGCAAUGCUCUUUUCAAACGCUAUUAAGACUGAAGAGGUUGGUUCAGGACGGACUCGCAACCUGAGAAAUGGCUCUACCAACAACAGACAGUAGCCAAUCUGGCCUACUUAGCCUCUCCAACUAAACAAAGUCAUAAUGAACAAUUGGGGCUUACUUAAACCAAUACCAAGCAGUUCCUGUUAAGCCCAUAUGUCUUAAUGCUGAGAGAGAAGGCUACACUGGUUCAGUUAGCAUAAUAAUCAUAAGUCCCAAGCCACAGGACGGAAGUGCGAGUGUUGCCCAGGCAACAGAGUGAUUCCAAAUACAACACACACACAAGACAAACUGUUCACCAUUUUUAUUUUCAGAUUUAAAAAGCACUGGUAGUAUUCUUUUAAGCAAAAAAGGAAAACCGAUUAUUGUUCCAUACCACAAAAAAAUUAGCUAUAAAAAUGAUACUCAAACCACACAAACAUGUAAUAAAUUAAUCAGAAGAACAAAAACAUGCUUAUUUUUACAUGUUGCACAGGAAAAAAAUGGAAAAUUCAUUUUUUUUCUACUACAUCCAAGAGGGGAAAAAAUCCAGAGGAAUUUUCAGGUUUGAAAACAGAACCAGAUACCCCUCGUUUCCCAGAAGAUGAGAGAGAAAAAACCAAAGCAAAACCUAGACAAAAAUGAGGGUCCAAAGUAACCACUGGCAACAAUCACCGGAGGUCACCUGUGACCAUCUGAACAUUAAGACAAGAUGCCACAACAAAAUCAAUCUGGAGUCCUAUCGCAUAACAAUGGCAAACAGGCCACCGCCUUGAGCAUGGUGAUGAAACUGGAAAUGAGGUUGAACACUUGCUCUGAGGUGAGGUAUGAGAAGCUGAGAUCAUGAGUCCUGAACAUGGAACUAGGGCAGACGACAGCAGUCACCCCCAACUGCCCACUGCCAUGAUCUUAAACUGACAUUUACUACAGUCAUCUUAUUACUAGCCAAAAAAACUUAAAAAUAUACUAACAGUCCCAAUUGCACUAGUCAGACUAAAUAUUGUUUUAUCAAUAAAAAUACUUGUGCAUAAAAUUAUAACUGAAAUAUUAAUAUUUAUAGUAUAGCAUAACAGUGCAAUUUCAUUGAGGCUUUCUUGAGUUAAGCCAAACUAAGGGUCUGGGAUCCAAUUCUUUUCCCUGUUGAAGCACAUGAUAAAAAUUCAGUCUGGCCCUAGAGGAGUCAGAGGAGGAACUGAAAACCCAUUUAAUUAGCAGGAGGAAACAUCUCCUUUCUCACCCAAAAUGUUAUAUCUUGAUAUCUCCAAAUCAAAUGUCAAAUUAAUUUUGGGUAUGAUUAUGUAUUCCUUUUGAGAGUGAAAAUAUGAUUAAAUCAGUUUGUCCAAGUA